GAUGAUAAAUAUAAAUUUUAUCAUCUGAAAAGCCGUGAUGAUGAACCAAGCAAUCAUGAAUCUAGAGGUCAUAGUAGAGACCGUGGUGAUGAACUAAGUAACCGUGAAUCUAGAAGUUGUGGUAGAGGCCAUGGUAAUGAAUCAAAUAACCGUGAAUCUAGAGGUCGUGGUAGAGGUCGUGGUG
This is a messenger RNA of Funneliformis caledonium, 184 nucleotides long. Lineage: Eukaryota; Fungi; Glomeromycota; Glomeromycetes; Glomerales; Glomeraceae. The record is from the annotation of a GenBank genome assembly.